UCAGGUGGCUGAUUUGUGCCUGGCUGUAGCAGCAGCGACAGAGUCCCUUUUACAGUCCUCUGCCUAGACCCACCCAGAAUCUACCAGGCCAUGGAUGCAGUGACUGUGUAUCAUGGGAAAAUAAGCAGGGAGACUGGAGAGAAGCUCCUGCUUGCCACGGGGCUGGAUGGCAGCUAUUUGCUGAGGGACAGCGAGAGUGUCCCAGGCGUGUACUGCUUGUGUGUGCUGUACCAAGGUUACAUUUAUACAUACCGAGUGUCCCAGACAGAAACAGGUUCUUGGAGUGCUGAGACAGCACCUGGGGUACAUAAAAGAUUUUUCCGGAAAAUAAAAAAUCUCAUUUCAGCAUUUCAGAAGCCAGAUCAAGGCAUCGUAAUACCUCUGCAGUAUCCGGUUGAGAAGUCCUCUGCUAGAAGCACACAAGGUACUACAGGGAGAAGAGAUUCUGAUGUCUGCCUGAAAGCACCAUGAAGAAAAAUAAUACACCUUGUACUUUAUUUUCAAUAAUUUAAAUAUAUGCUAAGUCUUGUAUAUUGUAGAUAAUAUAGUUCAGUGAGCUAUAAAUGCAUUUCUAACAUCAUCAUAGUCCUGUACUGGAAGUAUGUAGUCUGAUGUUAAAGUUGAAAUGGAUAUUGUAGAUAAUGAGAAGUUUUGAAAUGAGGAUUGGGAAAAAAUAAUUCCUUAGGUUAUUUUUAGUUAUUAUAUUUACAAAUAGGAGACAAUUUAAAGCAUAAUGAAUACUUUAUAGAUUAAUGUCAGUUCUUGCCAAGUAUAAAUAAAAAUAAUUCUCUUUUUUUUGUAAAAAGCACCAUUUUUAGUGAAAUGUUAUUUGAUAGUUACCUAUUUUUAAAUUCUUGCUUGAUUGUAUGGUGGAAAGGUGGUUGGUGUUCCUUGUCUUUGUCGCAUACAGUUCUUCACUCGCUAUGGUGUAAUAGGCUCUUUUGGGAGUUAUGAAGAAGUAUGCUAAAAUAAGUACUAAAGAGUAAAGAAUUUUGUUUAAAUCUCAAAGAAACCUUCUUGCCAUGUUCUGAUGUUGGGUAGUAAAUUUCACAGACCAUUUUGGAAUUUAAAAUCUUAUGCCUUACAUGUUUAUUGUAUUUGAUGCUAUAGGUUUUGAAAUUAUAUUUGAAAUCUGAUGAACCAUA
Molecule: messenger RNA, 1145 nt
Organism: Ictidomys tridecemlineatus (thirteen-lined ground squirrel)
Lineage: Eukaryota; Metazoa; Chordata; Mammalia; Rodentia; Sciuridae
Gene: Sh2d1a
Product: SH2 domain containing 1A
Biological process (GO): regulation of signal transduction; cell-cell signaling; regulation of immune response
Cellular component (GO): cytoplasm
Source: RefSeq, a predicted model, not a curated record